ACAGCAACGACAGGAAGCAGACGUCGUUUAGGCAGUUUUUUGAACGCUGAAAUAUAAUCGUUAAUUUCCUUUUUUUCUUCAAGUAUUUUUUUUUCUUUUUUGAUGGUGGUGACGAUUAGUGGAUUCGUUUGUUAAAACCCUCAGAAAUGUUCAAAAUGAACUCGCAGCACGUAGCUAGUUCACAUAGAGUCUGCCGUAUGAUAGUGUAGGCAGGACAUGUGCAAUCGGCGUGUGGGAGGAACUGACACUAGGGUUUUUUCCCUUCUAACUACGGCUGCCGAUCAUUUGACAAGGAUAAGGCAAGGUAAGCAUACGUGCACGUGGUGCGUACUAUUUCAAGUACAGUAGGCCUUUGAAGAGAAUUCAUCAGAUCGCCAGAAUUGGAGGAGGCCCGAGCCGCAUCUGACCGCAGUGGAUUGUCUGUUCAUACAGGAUGCCUGAAGGAGCGAGUUACAAUGUCGGUCAAGACAUUUUCCCACUAGAGACUUGUUUGAUCUAGAGUUACAACUAAAUCAUCUUCAUCAUGGGUCAAAAAGAUGCACCAAAAGACCGCUUUCACUUUGUUGGAGUCAUCUUCUUUAUUCAAGGUCUUGGUACUCUUCUGCCCUGGAACUUCUUCAUAACAGCUAUUGGGUACUUUAAUGAGCGCUUGAGAAGCAACGUUGUGCAUCCCAGUUACAACGGUACAAAUGAGACCCACAGUGUUGAGCAUGAUGAAUAUCACUUUGGCAACUGGAUGACUCUACUAGCUCAGCUGCCAUUGCUACUUUUUACCUUUCUCAAUUCCUUUUUGUAUCAGUGGAUCUCAGAACGCAUCCGCAUUGCAGGCAGUUUAUUAUGCAUUCUUCUCUGCUUCAUCCUGACUGCUGCUUUUGUCAAAAUAGACAUGGAACCUGGAACGUUCUUCUCUGUGACCAUGGCUACAAUAUGGUUUAUUAACUCAUUUGGCGCAGUCCUACAAGGCAGUCUGUUUGGGCUGGUGGGAUUACUGCCACAGAAGUACAGUACCCUCUUCAUGAGUGGCCAAGGCCUUGCUGGGAUCUUUGCUGCUUUGGCUAUGCUGAUAGCCCUUUCACUGGGUACAGACACAAGGACUGCAGCACUGGGAUAUUUUAUAACACCAUGCAUUGGCACCUUAAUUUCAGUAUUCACAUACUUGAUGCUUCCUCAUCUGGAGUUUUCUUCUUAUUACCUGAAUAGAAAUCACAAAUUACAUGAAUUGGAGACCAAAGAUCAUCUGCUUCAAACAGAAAAUGGAAAGGAAAAUGGCCAUGCUAAUGGUGGCAAGCAAGCCUAUCUCGCACUUGACCAAACUGAGAAUGGAGAAGUGAAUACGCAGAAAAAGUCUUCUGUAUUCCAAGUUCUUAAAAAGAUAAAGAUGAUGGCUUUCUGCAUCACACUUGUGUUCACAGUGUCCCUCUCUGUAUUUCCUGCAGUCACAGCUGAUGUUAAGAGUCAAUUUGGAGAUCCAUGGAACAAGUAUUUCAUUCCUGUCUGCUGCUUUCUGGCAUUCAAUUUGAUGGACUGGGCAGGACGAUCUGUGACAGUGUGUGUUCGAUGGCCUUCGAAGAACAGUUGUUUUUUCCCACUACUUGUUUGUGCGCGCAUCGUCUUCAUACCUCUGUUAAUGCUGUGCAAUGUCCAGGAGCGUGCCUAUCUCCCAGUGAUUUUCCAUCAUGAUGCCGUCUUUGUUAUCCUCAUGGUGCUCUUCUCUUUCACCAGUGGAUAUUGUGCCUGCCUCUCCAUGUCUUACGCACCUCAAAUGGUUGAACCACAAGAUGUCGAGACGACUGGGGCCUUGAUGACCUUCUUUUUGGCAUUAGGAUUGUCUCUGGGGGCUGCACUCUCAUUUCUUCUACGAAUGAUUGUCUAGAAGUGGAAAUAUGCAAAUCCACUUUUUAUAUAUAAGUUUAUUUAUUUAUUUUAUAUUUUUCUGUAUGCUGCCUAGCAGAUGAAUCAGAAGAUUUUAAAAAUCUGUAAAAAUCUUCAAGUGAAACAUUGAAAUUUUAGAAUUAUGAACAGUAAUUUGUUUGAAUUUAGUUUUUAAAUAGUAAAUUGUUUUUGUAUGUGCUAGCUUUAGAUUUAAUUUAAUUUAAUUUUAGUUUUAACCUACACAAGUUUUUCUCAUUUCUUCUGAACCAUCUGAGGAUGUAUACAUAAUAUCAAGUGUUUAGUUUCUCUUUUUCACUUUUGGGGUUGAAAGAUCUAGUCAUGUAACACAGUAUCAUUUUGGUUGUUGUAAUGGUUAUAGAUGGGCAAAUGUUUCAAAUUAAGCAUAUAGUGUGCUGUACAUCAUGUCAGAGAGAACUCGACACUGAAUGAAGAAAUAUUUGAACAAGCGCUGCACUGUGGCGUUACUGUGCUGCGGUUUGAACUGUCAGGCCUCUCUCUGCUCAGGGGGGCAUCGAAGCUGCAGAGCAGCUGGUCAGCAGCGCCACCUUAGGGUUCAGCUUUUUCUUUUUAGUCCUGUAUUUCUCAUGUUUGUUAGUCUAUUUUUAUAUAUUUUUAUUUUAACAGAUGGGAUCAAACUAAACAUAAGGGAUUUUAAAGUUUAUUUUUGUAUUACUUGGUAUUGCAAAGCACGUAUUGCUCUUUUUAUUUAUUUUUUUAAAUGCAUAAUUUUUGUUUUACAUUCAAAUGUUACACUGAAAAUCAAAGGGAAUCGGGCAGAUGGCUUGUAAGGUUAGAAUAUCCGUCAUGGGAGAAUUCAUGACAGACUUCAUGAUUUUAUGUUUUUUGUACUUAUUGGAAAUCUAUAAAACAGAACAAUUGUUUUUCAUUUUUGUUAGCAGCUCCUAAAACAUCACCACUAAUACGUGUUUACCAUCCAGACACUCCAUUAAUGUAAACUCCCAUUGUAGACUUACCUAAAUUACAAUACACACCCUGUUUAAUAAAAAGAGAAGCCACACUGAAGUAAAACGGCACGUGAGGAUGAAGAGCUGCUGGGUGCUCUCUCUGUCCUUUAGUGUCCCAGCUGGUCUUCAUUAGUUGGGAGGCAUCUUCUGUGCCUAAACAUGGCAUAAAAAGGGUAUUGGCAGCAAGUACCCAGAGUGCCCUGCUAUAGGACAGCACAAGAUAGCCAGCCAGUCCCUCCCCCCACAUAUGCAAUACAUUAAAGUAGGAAUUCUGAUUGGAGGGACGAGUUACAGCAAACAAUCUGAAAAUCCUCUUGAUUAAUUUUAUCUAGCUAUCUAUCUAUCUAUCUAUCUACAGGUAUAUACAUAUAUAUGUGUAUAUGUAUAUUUAUAGAUAACGCGAGUUCAUUCUUUAAAGGAAAUACUGUAUCAAGUUUGUAAAUAAUUAAUGUAGGAGAGAACAAUGUAAAUAGUGUGCAUUGAGGGUUUUCAUUUUUUUUUUUUUUUUUUAUGUAUCCGUAGCUAAAAAAUAAUUCUAAAGUUUAGAUUGACAGCAAUCGUCUCUGCCUAACACAUACAUAUAUAUAUAUAUAUAUAUAUAUAUAUAUAUGUGACGGGAAUUAUUUGCUUUCUUGGUUUCUUUUCACUUAUGCCACACUUGUGUACCCUACCGAGGCACAUGAGGCUGUCCAGCUAUUACGCAUCACAAUGUGCACAAAAGUUCUAGUUACAGACAGCCCCAAACUCCGUAAUCUCUGGGUGAAGCCAUUCUUCCUUUCUUUUUUUUUUUUUUUUAAAUGGCUUCUAGAGGUCAUUCUAGCUUCUGCAUUCCCUCUAGCUGGCCUCACCCUGAAGAUGUAAUCCUGUGGCACAACACAGUUUAACAGUUAACAAUGUAGUGGGGCACCUGAAUGGCAGUCAUGCAAUAAAAGUGCAACCUGACACCCUUCUAAGCCUUAUAGCUGCUGUAGGAUGAGUGACUCGUCGAAGUGCCAUUAUAAAGCACACCGGUGUUAGGAUUGUUCCGCUGGACGUGACCCACUCAGUGCUGCACGUGGUCUGACGUCUCGUGAAUAUACUGUACAUCUGAACGCCGAGCUCAGCCUUGUGGUCAUUUAUCUUGCUUGAGUUGAUCGGUCGGAGAUUGGUGUUUUUUUUAAAUUUCAUUUGUCACGUGUUUGCAAUCAAUAAAACAGGACUUGCUGUUGUAAAGUA
This is a messenger RNA of Polypterus senegalus (gray bichir), 4073 nucleotides long. RefSeq names its product equilibrative nucleoside transporter 2-like. The coding region runs from base 524 to 1873 and encodes 449 amino acids. The transcript is spliced from 13 exons. Gene Ontology annotation, molecular function: nucleoside transmembrane transporter activity. Gene Ontology annotation, biological process: uridine transmembrane transport; guanine transport; nucleoside transmembrane transport. The record is from RefSeq and is a predicted model, not a curated record. NCBI's taxonomy places the organism in Eukaryota, Metazoa, Chordata, Cladistia, Polypteriformes, Polypteridae. Gene Ontology annotation, cellular component: basolateral plasma membrane; plasma membrane.